AUGGCCGCCGAAGUCAUGAUGCCUGCAGCUGCACCCGCCGUGCUAGGCCCCAAGCUUAAAGAACCCAUGCGUCCGACGAAUCAGCUGCCGGACUUUCUCAUUGAAGAGGCCCGGCGAGUUGAAAGGGUUCCCUUUGACCCAAAGAAGCACCUCAAGAUCGCUGACCCGGAACGGAUCUUCACCAUGCAGGAGAUAGGGCUCGGCGGACAGGGUAUCUCGCCCGUUGCAGCGUCAGCCCCAUUCUCCAUCUUCACGCCGGAGGCCGUGGCGCAGAUGAGAGCCGAGAUCUUCAGCGAGCCAGUCCUGCAGAGUUGCCAGUUUGCGUCGGACUUUGCCAAAAACAUGAUUCGUGGUUAUGGUCCCAGACUUUGCCCCUUUAUCUUCGACGCAUGGAACAGCCCCGAAGUCCUCAACGCAGUGUCAAAGGUUGCCGGCGUCGAACUUGUCCCGGCUAUCGAAUACGAAGUUGGCCACAUCAACAUCUCUAUCAACAACGUGACGACUGAGUUGAGCACGGUCGAGAGCAGUGCCACGUAUCUGGACGAUGAAUCCUCUGCCUUUGCAUGGCAUCGGGACAGCUACGCUUUUGUCUGUGUUACCAUGCUUUCUGACUGCACUGGUAUGAUUGGGGGAGAGACGGCGAUGCGGACGGGUAAUGGAGACGUUAUGAAGGUCCGUGGACCUAUGAUGGGCACCGGAGUUGUCAUGCAGGGUCGUUACAUCGAACACCAGGCCCUGAAGGCCAAGGGAGGCAGGGAGCGCAUCAGCAUGGUGACUGCUUUCCGCCCAAAGAGUCCCUUGGUCCGAGACGAGACGGUUCUUACUGGUUCUCGCCCUAUCAGCACUCGGUCCGAUCUCUACUAUCAGUGGAGCCACUACCGUCUGGACGUGCUUGAGGAACGCUUGCGAGCUGGAGCCAAGAACCUCCGGGAGCGCGAACACGCCGGCCGCAAGUUUGACGUUGAUGCUGCACGGGAGUUCUUGAACUUGCAGAAGCAGUUUUUGGAGGCCACCAUAUUGGAACUUGAAUAG
Colletotrichum karsti is the source of this 1032-nucleotide messenger RNA. RefSeq lists its product as uncharacterized. The coding region runs from base 1 to 1032 and encodes 343 amino acids. The transcript is spliced from 3 exons. The record is from RefSeq and is a predicted model, not a curated record. Lineage: Eukaryota; Fungi; Ascomycota; Sordariomycetes; Glomerellales; Glomerellaceae.